This is a messenger RNA of Labrus bergylta (ballan wrasse), 2638 nucleotides long. RefSeq names its product platelet and endothelial cell adhesion molecule 1a (gene pecam1a). Gene Ontology annotation, molecular function: transmembrane signaling receptor activity. Gene Ontology annotation, biological process: cell surface receptor signaling pathway. NCBI's taxonomy places the organism in Eukaryota, Metazoa, Chordata, Actinopteri, Labriformes, Labridae. Gene Ontology annotation, cellular component: plasma membrane. The record is from RefSeq and is a predicted model, not a curated record.
UCCACCUCUCACUUCCUUUGUCCCUCCUCCGACUGACUGCCCGUCCGUCCUCAGCCUUUUGCAUUUUUAUCUUAGAGAAGUGAAUCAACCAUCGCUGAGGAUGGAGCCCAGACCCCCCAAACUACUGCUCCUGCUUCUCACCAGACUCCUGUACUUAUGGCAAUGUGCCAGGGGACAGUCAUCUUACACUAUAGACAACGUUGGCCUUACAAUCCAACCCAGCAACACAGUUGUGAGUGGGACACCAGUGACCUUACGCUGCCAGGUCAGCGUCAGCCACGACAACAUCCCUCACCUGACUCACACCUUCCUGCUGACUCAAGACGACAUUCUCGUCCACUCCUCCACCACCACGGAAGACUCAGUCUUGUAUGAACUGAACCCAGCCAGGGCGGCGGACUCUGGAAGUUAUGAAUGUAGGGUCACAGUCAAGGGAAAAAGCAGAGCCAGCUUCAGCCAGAAACUCGACGUUACAGGCCUACAGACUCCCAUUCUUCAUUUAAAUAAGACAAGACCAUAUGAGGGCGAGGAGUUCACAGCCAGCUGCAGUGCUCCAGAGGAGAAAGGAUCCCUCAUCUUCCGGUUCUACCAAAGAUUGAGGAGCGGACAGUCAGAGAGACUUAAGCAACUGGCAGCCACUGGGAACUCCUCAGAGACCACGUUGCACCUGAGGGUGGCUAGAGACAGCUUAUUGUACUGUGACUAUGAAAUAAAUCUGGUUUCAGGGGCCAGACGCUCCAACCAAAGCAAUGAGAUUCAAGUCGUAGUCCAAGCGCUCUACAUUUCUCCAACUGUGAACGUGCUGCCCUCCUCUGAUGUUUAUGAGGGUGAUGUAGUGGAAGUGGUCUGUAAAGUGGUAAGUGAACUGAAGAACAUUGAAGUUUUCCUGACAAGGGACAGGAGGAUCCUAAAGCAAGCAUCGGUCAGCCUCGUUUAUCGCUUCACAGCACAGGAGGGCGACUAUGGGGAGCUCGUGUGCAAGGCCGAGUGGGGCAAUGUGCAAAAGGAAACAUAUCUACCAAUCACUGUCAAAGAGCUGUUUUCAAAGCCAACCCUUACUCUGGAGCCUAUGGACCUCUUCGAAGGAGACCGCUUCAAACUGACCUGCUCUGUCUCCGUAUAUGUUCCUGAGAAGAUCAACAACGAGAGCAUGAUUUUCUCCAUCUACAAAGAUAAUGUCAAGCUCACAAAUGGAGAGACAUUCAUUUCUGUGGCACACCCUAAAAAAAAUGGCAACUACAGCUGCAAAGUCCAAGCUGCUUCUCACAACCACAGUUUUGUCAAAGAAAGCCAAACGGUCGUAGUGAAAGCAAAAGUUCCUGUCUCAGUGCCAAAGCUGAGUGUGCUGGGGGGUACGCUGGUGUUGGGGAAACCCUUCCAGCUGCUCUGUCAAAGUGACAGUGGCACUCUACCUGUUGUCUACACCCUGAACUUCCUUCAACAGCAACCUGAGCAAAGGGAGAUUAGCAAACCCGGGGAAAGGGCCAUCUUCAACUGCACAGCCAUCCACAAACAGGCAGACUUAAGCGACAUUAUUUGCCACGUGAAUAACAGUAAACAAAGGCCUGUCGUGGUUGGAUUAGGGCAGCAGUUGCUACGUGCAACCAACAUCAUAGAGCCAGUGUACGCGCCUAUCCUGAUCAUGCGUCCCAGCGCUGAGGACGUCUCUGAGGGGCAGGACCUGACACUCAUCUGUUCUGUGCAAAGAGGGACUCCACCUGUCACCUUCACAUGGUACCACACUGAAAGAGAAGCAGCUCUUGAUUCUCAGUCCUCCAAUAAAUUAGCGGGAUCUCACAGGAUCAACAAUGUCAAAGGGGAGCACCGAGGGGGAUACUACUGUGAGAGCACCAACCCGGCUAAUGAAACCAAGCGGAGUCAAACUGUUACGAUUGGAGUGAAGCUGGCAGGAUGGAAGCAAGGUCUCAUUGCAGUCUUCUGCCUCCUGCUUGUGCUCGCCGUGAUCCUUGUUAUCGUCUUUAGGAAACGUCUCCUUCAGUUUAAGAGAAGGAGAACUGCUGAGCUGUCAGUGAAGUCAGCCGGCACCAAAGUGGAACGGCUGAGCCUCACCCAGGCAGAGGUCAAUGAGGCCGCCAAUGUCACACCAGGCAUUAUGGGAAAGAGUGUUUGGAGUGAACAUGUAUCAGGAUCUGAGUCAGAUGACCAGAAUAGUGUGACCUCUCCAGAGAAGCAGGAGCCUCGAUACACUGAGGUGCCACCCAGACCGGAAAAUCCAACCAUAGUUUUGGUGGAAUUCGGCCCGGAGACGAUGAACAGCGAAGUCCGCAACUCCAAACAGGGUGUUCCAGAGCAGCCUGAUGGUGAGUCGGUGGAGUACGCACAGCUGAAUCAUGACCACGGUCACCACGGUGACCAAGGUAACCAUGGUGACAACAGGAUCAAGGAUGAACACACAGUCAAGAUUGACAACAGUGAUGACAACAACACAGCUGACCACGAGGAAUCAGCCAAGGACCAAACACCAGACUCUUAAUUUACCCAAAAGAAUAUUUAUUCCAUAAUCAAUCCGGCGCUUUAAAGCAGCUGGAGUCACGGCAAUUACGUACUUUAGUAUUUUGGUAAAUCUUUCAUACUGUACACUCACUCUGAAGUGCAAAUAAACAGUUUUUGUAAAGUG